This is a messenger RNA of Pyrus x bretschneideri (Chinese white pear), 2577 nucleotides long. Its product is annotated as bZIP transcription factor 17. The annotation marks the transcript as partial. Gene Ontology annotation, cellular component: endoplasmic reticulum membrane; nucleus. NCBI's taxonomy places the organism in Eukaryota, Viridiplantae, Streptophyta, Magnoliopsida, Rosales, Rosaceae. Gene Ontology annotation, molecular function: DNA-binding transcription factor activity. The record is from RefSeq and is a predicted model, not a curated record. The transcript has 2 exons.
AAAGUGGCGCUUCCGGCGGAGCCGCACUCCGGCCCCGAUUCGGCUAACCAUCCGGAUCACACCGAUUUCAAAUUCAAUUCCGAGAUGGAGUCCCUCCCGAUCCCUCCUCUCGACCCUGAAUUCUUCUCAUCGGACAACGGCUUGGCCUCCGCCGCCGUCCCCUCGGAUGAAUUCAUGUCCGAUCUUGGCUUCGGGUUUGGUCCCGAUGACAAUUGCGACUUCGAGCUCACUUUCGACGACUUGGACAAACUCUACCUGCCGUCGAUGACCGAGGACUUCCUCCUUACCGAGGGAUUAGAUGCCGGUGCGGCCGAGUCUAAUUCGGGGUCUCCGGAAUCAGGUAGCUCCGCGAUUUCGGUUUCUGGCGAUGAUAAGGGGGGUCUGGACGUCUCCAGGUUUCUGAAUUGUCCUGCGUCAUCGAAUGAGUGUUCGGAGAAUUCUGGUGGGCCUGCGUCGUCUCAGGGCUCUGGGAUUUCCGAGGCGGUGGACUCGCAUUCGGGCAAUUCGGGUAAUUCUGUUACUGUUUCUUCCAAUGCGAUUUGCAGUUCAGAUGAUGAGAAGGUUAAGGUGGAGGAUGAAAUGGCGAAAAAUUACCUUGUGAAGAGGAAGAAAGAUAGCAACGACGGCAACGUGGAGCCAAGAAGUGCCAAGUAUCGGAGGUCAGACAAUAACAACAAUUCUGCUUCUGUGAAUGUGGGUGCAAAUGCGAACGAUGAGGAGGAGAAGAGGAAGGCGAGAUUGAUGAGGAACAGAGAAAGUGCUCAGCUUUCUAGGCAGAGGAAGAAGCAUUAUGUGGAGGAGCUGGAGGACAAGGUGAGGGCUAUGCAUUCCACUAUUACUGAUUUGAAUAAUAGGAUUUCUUAUGUUACGGCCGAGAAUGCUACUUUGAAGCAGCACUUGAGCAGCGGUGGCACCAUGUGCCCGCCACCGCCACCACAUUUAGGGAUGCACCCGCUUCCUCCCAUGCCACCGAUGGCUUAUCCAUGGAUGCCAUAUUCGCCCUAUGUGACGAAGCCACAAGGGUCCCAGUCCCUUUUGUUACCAAUUCCUAGAUUGAAAUCCCAGCAGCCAGCGGCUGCGCCCAAGUCCAAAAAGUCGGAAAGUAAGAAGAGUGAGGGUAGAACUAAGAAGGUUGCUAGUAUUAGUUUUCUGGGUCUGUUGUUUUUUAUCUUGCUUUUUGGUGGGCUUGUUCCUAUGGUGAAUGUUAACUUUAGUGGUGUAAUGGAUAGAGGUUUUGGUGGGUCUUCUUAUGUUCGUGAUAGGUUCCAUGGUCAAAACAGGGGGAGGCUUUUGAAUGUUCACAGUCAUUUGAACGGAUCUGAAGAAAUUAUAUCGUUGGGCAUAUCUGGUGGGAAAUUCGAUGUCUCUAACAAAAUUCUUCAUGAGAGGGGUCAUCAUACAAGAAAUAUGCCGAAAGAACAAGGGUCACGACCAGUUCCAGGUUCUGAUGAAUUUGCUCGUCUGCACAAUACUAGUAGUGAGCCACUUGUGGCUUCUUUGUAUGUUCCAAGAAAUGAUAAGCUUGUCAAGAUUGACGGAAACUUGAUUAUACAUUCGGUCCUGGCCAGUGAGAAAGCCAUGGCUUCCCAUGAGCCUUUUGAAAGGCAAAAUAGUAGAGAGACUGGUUUGGCUGUGGCUAAAGAUUUGGUUUCAGCAUUAGCAAUUCCUAAACCGGGAGGGAACAGAGGGAUUCAUGCUCCCUUAUACAGAAAUUCUGCUGGACCACACAAGGGUCUCACAAGUGGUUCAACUGAUGUUCCAAAGGAUCGUAUGAAGUCAACUUCAGCUGAUGGUAAACUGCAACAGUGGUUCCGUGAAGGUCUUGCGGGACCAAUGCUGAGUUCUGGAAUGUGCACUGAAGUAUUUCAGUUCGAUGUCUCAGCUACUACCUCUUCAGGAGGUAUAAUACCUGCAUCUUCAGUUUCGAAUGUUUCUGAAGACCGUCAGAAUACUACAGAGCUGAACAGGGGGAGGAACAGAAGGAUCCUCCGUGGUCUCCCAAUUCCCCUUGCUGGAUCUGGUCAUAACGUCACCGAAGAAAAUGUGAAGGGAAAUCAACGGAACAGCGCCCUGCCCGGUAAUAGAUCGGUUUCUCCCAUGGUUGUCUCUGUUCUUGUUGAUCCUAGAGAGGCUGGUGAUAUUGACGUGGAUGGCAUGAUCAAGCCGAAGUCACUUUCUCGAAUUUUCGUUGUCAUGCUUUUAGACAGCGUGAAAUAUGUCACAUACUCGUGCGUGCUCCCUCGAUCUGGUCCUCACCUGGUGACUACUUGAACAUGGAGAAGCGGCUUUGGAGUUUUGAAUGAUGACGACAACUAUAUCUACUAAUUCUAGAAGCUCCCCCCUCCCCCAAAAGAAAAAAACACAAAAAAAAAAAAAGGCCAGUUUUGUAUAUAAACAGAAGAAGAAUUGAUUGCCCGUAUAAGAGAGGGCUUUAACUUACUGUGGAAGGUUUGGUUGUAUGCCCUUCCUGUGUUAGGAAACAUGUUUCAGAAUAAUUAUCAUUAGCUUGCGUGUGCACGCAUAUGUUUCGCUCUGUGUUUUGUUAUUGAUGAUGAUGAAAAAGUAUUUUCGUAGCCA